This is a messenger RNA of Podospora pseudocomata, 5647 nucleotides long. RefSeq names its product Transmembrane osmosensor (gene SHO1). Gene Ontology annotation, biological process: regulation of actin filament polymerization. The transcript has 2 exons. NCBI's taxonomy places the organism in Eukaryota, Fungi, Ascomycota, Sordariomycetes, Sordariales, Podosporaceae. The record is from RefSeq and is a predicted model, not a curated record. Bases 840 to 1793 code for a protein of 317 amino acids. Gene Ontology annotation, molecular function: protein binding.
CGAAAAGGGCAGUCUGCAGUGCCCCUUCCCGCCAUUGCCCUCCAACGCAACCAUCAUUUACCUACCGUACCCUUCCCCCCUCGUCCCUCUUUUUUCCCGCCCCCUUCUCACCAUUUUGACCGACCCCUUCGCUUCUUCACCACCACCCGACGGCCGACCAUCGUCACCACCUCACCCUCUGCCCGACCGACUUCCCUCAACAGUCCCUUACGACACACGAUCGGAGCACGCCGGCCGGAACUGCGAUUGCGACACGACAGGCUACCUACCUGAAGAUAGGACAGGACAGGACCACUGGACUGAAGGGGGAAAAAAGCGGAGGAUUCUGAGACACCGAAGGGUUUUUUCGUUGUUGUUUAUUAUUCUUUUUUCUUCUCGGCUCUCGACAUUCUGUCAUGACAAUUGGCGGUCCUGCAAUUGCGACCACUAUUACCUACCUACUAAGGUGCUACGACCCGACCUCCACUAUUCCCGAUCCCCGAGCUUUGCUUUAAGUUUCAGCGCGCCGAGACGACGGCCCCCCCGAGCUCGAUAGCUACAUUACCUGCUACCACCUGAGGAACUAGACGCUUGCAUUUACCGAAGUCAAAGGCUUCCCUUGCAGCAAUCCCCCUCCCCCUCCCCCGAACUCCCCGACGCCGGGGCUCCCCUUUUUCACGCGACGACGCUUGCGACCUGCGGCUUGUGAAUUCCAUUCCAACCUAGGCACUGCCCUAUCAGGACAGCUGUCUCAUGCCCCAUCGCAAGCCUUGCGUCAAUUGAAUCGCCACCGAAGCGCGGUUCGCCCUCCUAUCACCCUCGACGUCUUUUAAUCGCCAGCCCAAGGCCCGCUCGUCCUUAUGCCCAACUACGGCUCACUACACUCGCCAUCGCUCAGGAAAAUGGAACAGUCCAGAAUUCAGUACGGGCGGAAGCGCCUAAGCCUUGGGAAUAUCAUCGGUGACCCAUUUGCCUUGGCCACCAUCUCCAUUGCUUUUCUUGCCUGGAUCAUUUCCUUCUUCGGUUCCUUGUUUGCCCACAUCAAUCAGCCACCAAAUAUCUCCGGAGUCAACAACUCCUUUCCCCUGUAUACGUGGUGGGCUGUUGUGUUCUACUUCUUCCUCGUCGUCGGCGUUUUCAUCGUUGUCGCUUCGGACAGCGUUCAGACCUACCAUGUCGCCAUUGUCGGAUACCUCGGUUGCGGGCUUGUGCUGUCCACAUCAGCAGUCCAUGGCUUGAUCUACUCCAACAUUGGCUCUCGUGAGGCGGCUGCCGCCGGCAUGAUCCUGCUGGCCAUGGUCACCAUUGUCUGGAUCUUCUACUUUGGUUCGGCCCCGUCGGCAGUGCCACGCGCUUACAUUGACUCCUUUGCGCUCGCCAAGGAGUCAUCCACCAACCGACAGACGAUGAACACCGGUUACGGCAUUGGCCGCCCCGAGACAUCAACCUCAGUCCAGCCCCCACAGAUGUACACAGCUCAGCUUAACGGUCUCGAGAACCCAUCGCCUGUAGGAGGCAUGCAGUCGUCUGGCAUGCGCAACUCUGCUGUCCCCCCGCCUUUCCAGUCAACACUUGGUCAAAAGUCCAACGGCUUGCCAGGAAGCUCCGAUGGGGACAUUGCUCCUCCCACCGAAUACCCAUACCGUGCCAAGGCCAUCUACAGCUACGAGGCCAAUCCCGAGGACGCCAAUGAGAUUUCAUUCCAGAAGCACGAAAUUCUCGAAGUCAGCGAUGUCAGCGGCAGGUGGUGGCAAGCGAGGAAAGAGAAUGGCGAUACGGGUAUUGCGCCAAGUAACUACCUCAUUCUGUUAUAGACGACUGUCGAUGGAAUGAGAGGCUCAGGAGAGCUUGCAAUUCAUCACAGCACACUACACUACAGCACACAGCCCAGCACAGCAUGAUUGGGAAAACAGUCGGCAAUUACCGUGGGUGCGCACGUACAACAUUGUGGAUGAUUAUUUUUUCUGUUUUUUUUUGGCUUGGUCGUCGGCAAAUGACACGACACACUGGCCUUUUUAUAUACCCAGCAAGAGUUUCGGUGCGGGCGGCGGUGAUUCGACGGUGGUCUGGAGUUUGGCGCAGAAAGGGUGACGCUCGACUGGGAACCGGACAACAAAACCAAUGAUUCUCUGGGACGGACAGUUGAAACGGGCGCUCAAUUGGCGCGCCCGCUGAUGCUCGAAGAUGCUGAGCUCAUGGAUAGAUCACUCUGGCUGCCAGAUUGGAGACAGAAAGCAUGUCCUUUGACUACGGAUGAUGCAUUGUCUCUUGGUGUUGAUAUUCAGCGCCUUGGAUCUGUUUGGAUUAGGGGGAAAAUCAAGACGGGCGGAGCAAAGAGGAUAGAGGGAGAAAAGAGACAGCAUAGGAAGGGGCUCUUUGGGUGGGGAAACACUUUGUCUCCCUCUCUCUUGGACCAGGUUCUGCGUGCCUGACUGCGUGUGUGUGUCUGUGUGCCAAGUGUGGGAUUAGGCAUUGCCAGCUCUCUUGUCUUUUUUUUUUUCUAAUGAUAUUUCUGGGCUGGGCGGGACUUGGUAUUUGUUCUUGUUAAAACACUUGGUUUUUUUUUUUUUUCUCUUUUUUUUUUUUUUCUUUUCUUCGUACCAAAACAGUACCCCCUUGGACGCUAAGCUUUAUCUACCACUCUUGAGUCGGACAACCGAACGGCAAAACAAAAGGAUGAAGCCUUUUUUAACACCACCUCACUUGCUUCAAAAGCUGGGAGUCUGUCGCUUUUUGUCCUUAAUGAUGUGGUUGGGUUUUGUGUUUCUCGGAUAAUUCUAUGUCGCGAUGCUUGACUGGUUUCGUUCUGUUUCUGUUUCGACGAGUAUUCCAUGUACGAUAUUUCGGCUUGGGUUUGACUGGGUCUCUUGGGGCAUUUGGAACGCCGGGUAGUUCAGAGCUUGGUUGUUCUGGAAUGGGACGAGGAAGAGCUGGCAAAAAGGAAUAGGGGUGGAAGAUAGGUGGUUAGAAGUCCAGAAGUAUAUAGGCACGUUUCAAAACAUGUCUGCUUGAGCUUGUUUAAGUGAUUCUCGACACCAACUGCUCCGCUGUUGAGCAUCAUCUUCUUUCUAAUCUAAACCGCAACUGAAGACGGAGCUUCAUCUCCCUUGGCAAUUGAUCCACCAUCCAUGGACUUGCAGCCUCUCUAGCUCUGCUCAAUAAUGCCAUGCUUCUCUUGUCUCUGGCCAGACAUCGUCCCCCUCGUUCAAUAUUUGCCGAUAAUAUUGACUGCUCAGCCAAACCAGUCACGGCAGCUAGCCGCCUGGUGUUUCCGCACCGAACUUAAGUCCAGAGAGUUGUCUCGUGUACGAGCCCCUCCGUAUGAAAACCUCCGAGGCAUCACGUUUGUGGCUACCAUUGUUCGAGGCGUCUUUCCUACCCGCCCUCCAUUAUGCUGCUCGUGACCAGGCUCUGAAAUAUCCUUACAACAUUACCCCAAGUCGAUGGCGUGUCCAGAAAGACCGCGAACUGGCAUAGCUCUGGAUCUCGCUGGCCAACUCGGUAGCAGCAUAGUCGACAUACUUAUGGAAGCCUGUCAAACGCUCUCUCCGUCUCUCAAGACAGAAGAUUCGAGAGUCGGUCCCGUUGGGCAGUCCUUUGCUGCCUUUAUUCCUCCCAAUCACCAAAAAAAGAUGACAAUCAAUGUCUCUCAAGCCUCUUCCUCAGCUCCCUCUCCUUCUGCUGCACCUCCAUUUCCAACCUCUCCACGCUGUACUUGAGCGCUUCCUUCCUCUGCGCCACCACCUUGGCCCUCAGCGCCGCUGACCCAUCCAACCUGCCCGAUCGUGCUGCCCUCAACUUCUUCUCCCGCUCUCUCUCCUGCUGACGCCUCUGUCUUUCCUGCUGGGCGGAGCUGGCACCCUCGGAAGUGUAGUGCGACAGUCUCCCGGCGUUUAGCUCGGCUCUGGCUUUGAGCGUUUCUAUCCUUCUUGCUUGGCGAUCAAUGUUCUUUUCGGCGCGGUCGAGAAGCAGCGAGAUGAAGGGUCCGAUCUCAUCGCGGAGAGAGGCUUCCGCGGCGGCCAGGGUGGGCUGGGGGAUGAGUUCGUAGUGGCGGACGGUCUUGAGGAGGGAUGUUAGGCGGGGAAAGUCGGAGAUGCCAGCGUCGAGGGUGGAGACGGAGGAUUGAAGGUAGGAGAGGGAGGUUCGGAGUGAGGUAACGCACGAAGCGUAGGAGGGUUGUCGUUGCUGGUAGGAUUGGUAGGCCAUUUUUUGUUUUGUUUACUUGGUGAUGGUGUUGGGGAGAGUUGGGUGUUGUUAAGCAAAGCGUGGUGGGGGCAACCUUUUUGGCCAUGCACAGACCACCACACGCUUGGCUGGUAGCUUUCCUCCAAGUCCACACCUUGAACCGUUCCAGCUGUUUCAACCGUGACAAUGGCGCCUUUGUCAGUCGAGUUUACUAGCGUUCACAGCUCAGAUGACAGCGCCACAGACAAGCCAGAGGAAGAAUGGUUUAGGCAGCCAGCAUGAUAAAUUCUCUGCAUGAGCAACGUCCGUUUGGUGGUUGCUGUUCUCUCCCAUCAUCACCACCACCCUAGCAGUCCUCUGCUUUGAUCAGCAUAACACCACUUUCCAAGAUGGCACACAAAGACCCGUCACCAGAGAGAGCCGCGCGCGGGCGACGAACAAUAAGAAAGCCGUUGCAGAAAUAGUCACUGAGAUGGGCCGCCGCAAGCGAGCAUCCCAAAAGACGCCAGAAACCGUGGAGAAGGCAGAGGAAGCGAAAAAGGCCAACGUUGCCGUUGUCCCAAAGACAACCCAAAAAAUUGCUUCCAACACUGGAUGUCGUUUCCUCUCUUCAUUUCUACCCUUCGGAUUCCCCAAAGACUUCCAAGUCGGAGCCGGCCAAGGACAAGGUAGACGCACCAGCCCCGUCGCAAUCCUCACGACGGUCGAAGCUCGAGAGCGAAAAGUUAGCUUUGGCUCAGAAGCUAUCCAAAGGGGAGAUCACGCCGGCGGAAUACGAGAGAGCGAUGUGUCUGCUCUGGGACCGGCCCAAGCUGUCUGCGGACAGGGAAUGGGCCAUCUGACGAGAACGAGAACACCGUCGACGACAGCAACCAGCAGAACGGCGGGCGCUGCGUGUUGAUGUGAUGGUCUCGUCUUCACAUGGUUCAAUUCUCGGACGUUUUUCAUGGGUCCGGGGAGCUGAGCUUGAACUGGAGAAGACGAAUGAGUCGGCAACCGGCAACAGCGGUGGGGGGGGGAAAGCUCGGACUUGGAUAGCGCUUCUCUAUCUACACUAGCUCUCGCUACCCCAGACUUGGCACAAACUUGCGAAUGGAGUCAAGCAUCCCAGCGACCCAAUGCGCUGGGAGGAAGUGCGCUAGCAGGGACCGGCCUCAACCCCGCAGCGUUUGUCAGUUGUUGUUCAGGCCCAGACAGGCAUCGAGGACGAACGAGGUGGAUUUUUUUUCAAUCAGCUGGGAAGAGGCGAGAACGGCAUUUCAUUUUGGCAAGGUGGGGGGGACAGCUUGGACGGCUUGGACUGCUUGGGAUUGUCGGAAAUACUCGGUAUCAUGCCACAAGUUUCUCGACAUGUCAGUUCAGAGUUUUUGUCUUUUCUCAUACGGAGUAAUUCGUCUAAAUCAAAUAGAUGCCUUAUCGCUUCAACAAGAUGGCUUGGAAAAGUGUAGGUACAUCUGAUGUGUGAAUUCGGAGAAGAUUACCC